Penicillium mononematosum is the source of this 1167-nucleotide messenger RNA. RefSeq lists its product as uncharacterized. Bases 1 to 1167 code for a protein of 388 amino acids. The transcript is spliced from 3 exons. The record is from RefSeq and is a predicted model, not a curated record. Lineage: Eukaryota; Fungi; Ascomycota; Eurotiomycetes; Eurotiales; Aspergillaceae.
AUGUUGCAUUCAAUUCGCUCUGAUGUCUGCUGGGCAAACCCCUGCGAUUUUGUCCUGGGCCGAAGAAGUUGCGAGGAGCGCCCCCAAACCCGAGCUGAUACUGAUCGGUUCGAAACCCUGGUGGGCGACCAUUCAGGUCCAGUAUCUCAUCACAAACGAAAGAGGUCGACAUUCGAGGCCGAGGACUCAAUGACGCAAUCAGACCCUUCCAGGAGACCCUACCGAACUGCUUCUGAAAUAGGAUCCACAGUUUCCGUCCGUCUACCUGACGACAUUAUCUCUCUAUCCCCAUCCAGAUCGGUGAUUAGUCGGGGUGCUGGACGAUCACGUUCAUCGAGUCUAAUACGCGUCAAAGCCGAACUAGCCACCGCCAGCCCCCGGGUGGUAUAUAUACAUGAAUCUGCCGAUCCGCAAAACCUCGCUGCGAGUCAGCUACUAGCAACUCUAACACACGAUUCUGAGUUCGGUGAGAAUGAAGACGUUGCCCGGAGGAUCUCGAAUGCUUCGUGCCAAUGUGCUACUGAGCUACGCAGUAAAGGUUCGUGGGUGCAUAAGGUAGCACUACCACUAUUAGAGGGCGCUAUUGCAGAACUACCUUUGGAAUGUUGGAGCGUUCAAAUCGAGUCCGUUGACCCCCAGUAUCAACCUCGCUAUACAGCCCGCGAUACAUAUAACCGGAAAAUUGAGUUGGUUGUUGGCCUUCCUUUAGACGCUUGGGAAGAUGAGUAUGAAAUGGCGGGGCUCCGUACCCCAGGGAAGUAUUUCAACCAUAUGACCCAUCCCCACACCGGGAAACGUGUUCUGGGCCCCAGUGUAGAAAUUAAAGCCGCGGAUGGAAAUUUGGUAGAAGCGCAAGUCCAGAUUGGGGUAUGGAUGACAGGGCUCCUGAUGUGGGCUUUUGCACAGCGUAAGAGUGUGAAAGACUUGCCUCCACUUGUUGGUUGCACCGCUGUUGGGGAGGACUGGAAGUUCUAUAUUGCAACCGGAGUCGAAGGUUCUGGGGUCUUAAAAGAAGUACGCAUCUGGGGACCUUUGUCUGACCUAGAUGGCCGUACCACAAGUGUGAAACAUACGAAGUCUCUUCUUAGGACGCUUCGUCGAGUCAUGGAGUACACAAUCGGGCAGUACAAGGAUGAGAUUUUCCAAGCAAUUACUUCUGAAGCUUGA